GCACCACGGCCGCAGCCGUCCAAAGCUUUGCCCUUCCUCUUGGGCCUCAGCUUCACCGCAGGGAAAACACGCCGCCGCGGAGCUGCAUCCUGCGCAAAGCCAAUGGCUGAGGACCCGCAUCAAUGGCUGGAAGAGGUGAACGGCGAGAAGUGCUUGGAGUGGGCCAAAGAGCGCAAUGAGAAGACCUUUCAGAAAUUCGGGCAGCCAGACAAGACCAAACUGUACCGGAACAUCUUGGACAUUUUGGAAAGCAAGGACAAAAUCGCGUACGUGGAAAAGAUCGGAGACUUCUAUUACAACUUUUGGCAGGACGCCAACCAUGUGAAGGGGAUUUGGAGGCGCUGCACGCUGGAGGAGUAUAGGAAGUCAGCAGCAGACAUCAACUGGGAGCUGGUGCUGGACUUGGAUGAGUUGAGCAAGGCAGAAGGGCAGACCUGGGUGUGGCACCGGCCGACGUUCAUCAACCUUGGCCCAGAGGAGAAGCACGACAUUUGCCUGCUGUCGCUUUCACCCGGCGGCAGCGAUGCCGAGGUGAUCCGGGAGUUUAACGUUGACAAGAAGGCCUUUGUGCCACCGGAGGAAGGCGGAUUCACGAUCAAGGAGUGCAAGACAAAUGUGUCCUACAAGUCCCGUGACGUUGUGCUUGUGGGGACGGAUACUGGCGCAGCCAACGACAUGACUGACUCUGGCUAUCCUGCCCAAGUGCGGGAGUGGAAGCGCGGUACUGCUCUUGCUGACGCGCCGAUCGUGUACCAGGUGGAGAAAUCAGACAUUGUAGGAUACGCCUCGCGCUACUAUGACCGCGGAAUUAUACACGAGUCUCGUGGGCGUGCCAUCACAUUUUUCACCUCAGAGCACGUGUACCUGCAUGAUGGGGAGUGGAAGAAGCUGGAUGUGCCUGAUGACAUGAACGUGUCGACCUUCUGUGACAGGUUCCAGUUCCAGCUGCGCAGUGACUGGCAGGUGGAGGGCCAAAGCUUUACUCAAGGAUCGCUGCUCUCGAUCCCCAUGGCCGCAUUUUUCAGAGGAGAGCUGUCAAAGCUGGAGGUGCUGUUUGCCCCCUCAGCCUCAGAAUCCUUGGAAGACACCACGGGCACCAAGAAUUUCCUGAUCCUGAGCAUCCUGGAAGAUGUAAAGAUCAAGUUGGUGUUCUGGGAGUACAAAGCUGGCUCCUGGGUGCAGCGGGGGGUGGAGAAAGGCUUGGGCACAGAGAGCGUGUCCCUGUCCAGCGUUCAGGCGGAUGAAGGCGAUGAUUUGUGGGUCACGGUCUACGGGUACCUGCGGCCUUCCACGCUCUACCUUACCGAUGCAGAGAGCCUGUGUGCCGGCAAGCUCUUGAGCAUGGAGCCCCUGAAGUCUUUGCCGGCCUUCUUCAAGUCGGAGGACCUCGAGGUGCAGCAGUUCUUCGCCACCUCCCUGGAUGGCACGAAGGUGCCCUAUUUCCAGCUCAGCAAGAAGGGCAUGGUCUGCGAUGGGAGGAAUCCAACUUUGCUCUACGGUUACGGUGGCUUCGAGAUCUCGUUGACCCCGGUCUACUCGGGCGGCCGGGGCAUCGCGUGGCUGGAGCACGGGGGCGUGUGGAUCGAUGCCAACAUCCGCGGGGGCGGCGAGUACGGGCCCAGAUGGCACCAGGCCGCCAAGAAGGAGAAUCGCAACAAGGCCUACGAGGACUUUGAAGCGGUGGCCGAAGACCUGCUGACGCGCAAGGUCACCACGCGGGCGCUGCUGGGGAUCCAGGGGGGGUCCAACGGGGGGCUGCUGGUGGGCAACAUGCUGGUCCGGGAGAAGCGCGAGCUGCUGGGCGCGGUGGUUUGUCAGGUGCCCUUGCUGGACAUGAAGCGCUUCAGUCAGCUGCUGGCGGGCGCCAGCUGGAUGGGCGAGUACGGCGAUCCAAGUACGGAUUGGCAUUUCCUGGAGCGCUACUCCCCGUACCACAACGUCUCGAGUGAAUCCACGUAUCCCCCGGCGCUCUUUGUGACCUCUACAAAGGAUGACCGCGUCCACCCGGGCCACGCCCGGAAGAUGGUGGCCAAGCUGCAGGAGCAUCCCAGCGCCAAGGACCAGACCUUCUACUAUGAGAACAUCGAAGGAGGACAUGGUGGAGCAGCAGAUAACAAGCAACGGGCCUUCAUGCAAGUGGUUCAGUAUGCCUUCCUUUGGCAGACAAUGACCAAUGGAAGUUUGCCUAGUUCAGUGGCAGAAUUGUUACAGGUGACGGAGUGAGCUAACUCUGAGUGUUGACCGGCAGACAGCUGAAGAUGCAACUGAGCUCAAGCUAUAGACCAAAAGUGCGAUUGAGUUGGAGAAGAGACGGCAGCG
Messenger RNA from Effrenium voratum, 2319 nucleotides. NCBI's taxonomy places the organism in Eukaryota, Dinophyceae, Suessiales, Symbiodiniaceae. The record is from the annotation of a GenBank genome assembly.